AUGCAAUGCUAUAUCAAGUUAACAAAUCAAGAAGAAAGACCAGAAACUAAAGUUGAGUUUCAAUUUCUCAAUAAAGUUAAUGAAGGAAUAUUCGGAGUCGUAUACAGAAUAGGCGACAAGCAAACAGGCGACAUAGUGGUAAAUAUUGAGAUGACAGGAUUCUCCAUCGCCGCGCAGAUAGAACUCGACCUACUGAUGAAGAUGAAGCAUAAUAAUAUCAACAUUGUCACAGGACACGAGAUUGCGCAAUAUACGCCGGUUGUGGUAACGCGCUGGUACCGUGCGCCCGAGCUGCUACUACAUAGCAAAACAUACGGCACUCCAAUAGACAUGUGGAGUGUCGGGUGCAUAUUCGCUGAGCUGAUGAAUUUGCAGCCUCUGUUUCCCGGGUCAUCCGAAAUUAAUCAGUUAAAAAUAAUAUUCGAGGUUCUGGGUACACCAUCAGACACAGUUUGGCCCGGCUAUAGCAAGUUAACACUGGCAAGCAAUAUAAUAUUCGACGAGUUUCCAUCGGGCGGGUUGCGCAAGAAGAUAGACCAGGACCUACUCUCGGAUAAUGGAUUUUCUUUGCUGCUUGAGUUGUUGACGUAUGAUCCGUCAAUGCGCGCGACAACAACUGAAGCAUUGCUGCACCCCUACUUUGAUGAGCAGCCGUUAGCAGUAGAGCCGGCCAUAUUCCUGACAACGCUGGAGUUAGUACUUCGAGCAGUACUUCAGUUCCGACCCGGGAGACGACCAGCAGCGGUACUCCUGUACUGA
Spodoptera frugiperda (fall armyworm) is the source of this 759-nucleotide messenger RNA. Its product is annotated as cyclin-dependent kinase 11B-like. The transcript is spliced from 2 exons. Gene Ontology annotation, molecular function: ATP binding; cyclin-dependent protein serine/threonine kinase activity. The coding region runs from base 1 to 759 and encodes 252 amino acids. Gene Ontology annotation, cellular component: nucleus. The record is from RefSeq and is a predicted model, not a curated record. Lineage: Eukaryota; Metazoa; Arthropoda; Insecta; Lepidoptera; Noctuidae. Gene Ontology annotation, biological process: regulation of mitotic cell cycle; protein phosphorylation.